CUGAGAUCCUUUCCUCUGAACUAUACCAUUCCAUCGGCAGCGAAGUUGGAUUCACCGUUUGUUUUUCCAAAUCUUGAUCCAAUCACUUUGGAAAUCGGUCUUUUCCUUGACUCAAAACUUUUCGAACAUUUUCAAAGGGAUUUUAUUCAAGACGCUGAACAACAUCUACUCGACUUCUCAUUAGCUUUAAUCAAUAAUGUUCAUGUACUCUAUCAACAACCCACACUGUCUCCAAACCUGGAAAUUGUCAUCGUUAGAUAUGAAAUGUGGAAAUCACAACCGGUAAGAUUUUAUUCACUCAGAAGCAGUGUAGGAUGA
Molecule: messenger RNA, 318 nt
Organism: Cooperia oncophora
Lineage: Eukaryota; Metazoa; Nematoda; Chromadorea; Rhabditida; Trichostrongylidae
Source: the annotation of a GenBank genome assembly